Messenger RNA from Ilex paraguariensis (yerba mate), 1964 nucleotides. The record is from the annotation of a GenBank genome assembly. NCBI's taxonomy places the organism in Eukaryota, Viridiplantae, Streptophyta, Magnoliopsida, Aquifoliales, Aquifoliaceae.
GGUAGACAUAAAACAGAAUAAAGUUAAUGACUAGCACAAAUGAGAGAGUUUAGGUAGACUUUGACAACCUUAAUAAAACAUCAUAUCUUCCAAAACACAGCACACCAACGCUUUGAAUAUAUGCCCUUCACCGUCUCUUUGGAAAUAUUCCACUGUUCCCUUUAUUAUUUUAACUCUUCCAAGCCACUAGUCCACACCAUAGACCAUUUCAUGCUCUGUUGCCUUUACUCUUUGGUCAAUGAUCAAACACCAUAUCAUAGCCUCCCCCUCUCCCCUUCUCUCUCUCUCUCUCUCUCACACAACACACAAUUUCAAGCACAAUGACCAUUGAAGAACCAGAGCCAAACCCCACCUCAGAUCACAUAUUAGAUUGGUUAGAGGGUUCACUACUAUACCUUCCAUCAUUCCUCGAUGAUCCGUACAACUCUGGAGAUAUCAAUGGCGAUUCAUGGUGGGCUCAAGGCCAAGAUCUGGACCAAGAACUAAUCAAUAACAGUUCUAUCUCUUUUAACAGCAACUCCCCCAUAACCACUGCCCCUAGCACACCUCCUGCAAAUUCUAUCAUUUCCAAUCAUCCACCGCUGUAUGAUUCAUCAAAGAAACGAAAAAUAUCUGAUGACUUGGUUCCCAAGGCGUCCCAGAACCUCAGAAAGAAUCAGAACCGUAGGGACAACGACGCGGAGGAUGUGGAUGCAGUUGUUGAACAAGGGAUGGCAGUUAAGAAAUCAGUUGGAACUAAGAGGGCAACAGCCAAGUCAGCAGGAAAUAACUGUAAUAACGGUAAUUAUAAAGAAGGAAGGUGGGCAGAGCACUUGCUCAACCCUUGUGCUGUAGCCAUCACUUCUGGAAACUUGACUCGUGUUCAGCACCUCCUGUAUGUUCUCCAUGAGCUCGCCGCCUCCACUGGCGAUGCCAAUCACCGCCUUGCCAAUCAUGGCCUCCGAGCACUAACCCACCACCUAUCCUCUGGCUCCUCCUCUGUUUCAGCAGGUGCCAUUGCUUUUGCUUCUACCGGACCAAAAUUUUUCCAGAAGUCCCUAAUUGAUUUCAAUGAUGUUAACCCCUGGUUUCGCAUUCCAAACAGCAUCGCAAACUCCUCAAUUCUUCAAAUUCUCGCAGAAGAAGAUCGCCCGCGAAAUCUUCACAUCCUUGAUAUUGGAGUCUCUCAUGGUGUUCAGUGGCCAACACUCCUAGAGGAAUUGACUCGUCGAUUUGGUGGGCCACCUCCACUUGUUCGCCUCACUGUUGUCACUCCCACCAUCGGCCUUAAUCAAACAAGCGAUAUUCCAUUUGCAAAUGGUCCACCCGGGUACAAUUAUUCCUCACGGCUCUUGGGGUUUGCCAAGGCCAUGAACAUCAAUUUACAGAUUAAUAGGCUUGACAACCACCCACUAGAGAAUUUGAAUCCCCAAGUUAUUAACUCCUCCAAUGACGAAACAUUAGUCAUUUGUGCUCAGUUUAGACUCCACAAUCUGAAUCACCACACCCCAGACACAAGAACUGAGUUCUUGAGAGCAUUGAGGAGUUUGGAGCCAAAAGGCAUGAUUUUGAGCGAAAACAACAUGGAUUGUAGCUGCAACAACUGUGGGGACUUUGCAACAGGAUUCUCGAGGAGAGUGGAGUACUUAUGGAGGUUCCUAGACUCAACAAGUGUAGCGUUUAAAGGGCGUGAGAGUGAAGAAAGAAGGAUGAUGGAAGGAGAGGCCGCCAAGGCAUUGACAAACACUGGUGAGAUGAAUGAGAGGAAAGAGAAGUGGUGUGAAAGAAUGAGAGGUGUUGGGUUUGUUAGGGAGCUGCUUGGAGAGGAUGCCCUUGACGGAGCUAGAGCAUUAUUGAGGAAGUAUGAUAGUCACUGGGAGAUGAAAGUCGAAGAGAAAGAUGGGUGUGUGGAAUUGUGGUGGAAAUGGCAACCUGUUUCCUUUUGUUCGCUAUGGAAGUUAGAUACCAAAGCAAAUGGCAGUUAA